Molecule: messenger RNA, 1705 nt
Organism: Prunus dulcis (almond)
Lineage: Eukaryota; Viridiplantae; Streptophyta; Magnoliopsida; Rosales; Rosaceae
Product: nuclear poly(A) polymerase 4-like
Exons: 10
Coding region: 26-1543 (505 amino acids)
Cellular component (GO): nucleus
Molecular function (GO): RNA binding; poly(A) RNA polymerase activity
Source: RefSeq, a predicted model, not a curated record
GACAAUUUUGUUGGGGGAAGUUGAGAUGGAGAGUUCAGCGACAUUGAUUGCCCCGCCCCCGCAGCCUCCGCCUCCUCCUCAAGCGUCGGCGAGGCAGUACGGAGUGACACGGCCAAUAUCGACAGCGGGGCCCACCGAAGCCGAUAUUCAAAUGAAUAUGGAGUUGGAGAAGUUUUUGAUUGAAGAAGCUGGAGUAUAUGAGAGCAAAGAGGAAGCUACCAAGGGAGAGCAAGUUCUUCAGCGAAUUGAGCAGAUUGUUAAGGAUUGGGUGAAGCAACUUACUCGCUCGAGAGGAUACACAGAGCAAAUGGUUGAGGAUGCUAAUGCUCUUAUUUUUACAUUUGGCUCCUAUAGGCUUGGGGUACAUUAUCCUGGGGAUGAAAUAGAAAUGUUAUGUGUCGGGCCAUCCUACGUCAAUGGAGAGGAAGACUUCUUCUUUAUAUUGCAAAACAUUCUGGCUGAGAUGGAAGAGGUGACUGAACUGCAACCACUUCCAGAUGCUCAUAUUCCUGUGAUGAAAUUUAAGUUUGAUGGAGUACCGAUCGACCUCCUUUAUGCAAGCAUUUCUCUCUUGGUUGUACCAGAAGACCUGGACAUUUCUGAUGCAUCUCUGUUGUAUGAUGUUGACGAGCAUACUAUUCGAAGUCUUAAUUGCUGCAGGGUUGCAGAUCAAAUUCUAAAACUUGUUCCAAAUGUUGAGCAUUUCUGUGCAACAUUGAGAUGCUUGAAGUUUUGGGCGAAAAGGCGCGGUGUUUAUUCCAAUGUUAUUGGAUUUCUUGGUGGAGUGGACUGGGCUAUUCUUGUUGCCCGGGUGUGCCAGCUUUAUCCAAAUGCAGUUCCCAGCAUGCUGGUUUCUAGAUUUUUUAGAGUAUAUACACAGUGGCGUUGGCCAAAUCCUGUAAUGUUAUGUGCCAUUGAGGAGGAUGAACUUGGUUUUUCUGUCUGGGACCCGCGUAAAAAUCCUCAUGACCGGACUCAUCACAUGCCAAUUAUAACCCCUGCCUACCCUUGUAUGAACUCCAGCUACAAUGUGUCACAAAGUACCCUGCGUGUUAUGGUGGAGCAGUUUCAAUAUAGCAACAACAUCUGUGAGAAAGUGGAGCUUUUUAAAGCUGAGUGGUGUGCUUUGUUCGAACCAUACUUGUUGUUUGAAAGCUACAAGAACUAUCUUCAGGUUGACAUAGUUGCUGCUGAUGUUGAUGACUUGCGUGCUUGGAAAGGCUGGGUCGAAUCUCACCUAAACCAACUGACUCUAAUGAUUGAAAGGGAUACUUUAGGGAUGUUGCAAUGCCAUACUUAUCCCUGUGAGUAUGUCGAUACGAACAAACAAUGCGCACAUAGUGCCUUUUUUAUGGGUUUGCAGAAGAAGCAGGGGGAAAAGAUUCAGGGUCAGCAGUUCGAUAUACGAGGAACUGUUGAUGAGUUCAGGCAUUCUGUUAAUAUGUACAUGUUUUGGAAACCGGGGAUGGAAAUUUAUGUUUCUCAUGUUCGUAGAAGGCUACUACCUCCGUAUGUGUUUCCAGAUGGUUGUAGACCACGUUGACCGUCUAGACGUACGGCGCAACAUCAAGCUGAUAACUUGUCUUGUGAUGAUGGAGAAGUAGCCCCAUAAAGACUGUAAUCUUUAGUAGUAAUGGAAACUUCAGAAAGAACAAAUUUCAGCCAAAGGAAGGAUACUAUUUUGGUGGAGAUUUGAGCUUAACAA